Messenger RNA from Lymnaea stagnalis (great pond snail), 908 nucleotides. The record is from the annotation of a GenBank genome assembly. Lineage: Eukaryota; Metazoa; Mollusca; Gastropoda; Lymnaeidae.
CUCGUGGAGAGAAAAAUGAUAUUGAGUGCUAUGUCAUCAGUCACAUUGCAAAGACCAGACUGCUUUCAAGCAAUAUAAGAAAUAAGGUAUUUAUUUUUGAUAGCCUGAUAGCCAUUUCUUUUGGCUUUUGUUUUUGGCUUUUGAAUCAGACAUUUUAAUUAUAAAGAAAUGAAAUUAGUUACACUCGUUUGUGAAAAAUAAAAAAAUUUAGACUGUAUAAUUCAUGAAAUAGGUGUACAUUUUUAAUAAAAAUUGACAGGUUGUUUUUUUAUUUUACUUUUUUCAAGUUAUUUUCUUCUUUAAAAUUCUGGAAAUAAACCCGAAAUGUAUUUAAUAUUACAAAAAUAUAUUUGAAAAAAAUAUUCAUAUUAUGUUUACAUUGUUUUCAUUAUGUUAUUCUUUCAUUAAAAUUGUAUCCAUUGUUUUAUUUUUAUAUAAAAAAAAUAUUUAUUCUUUUGAUUUAUUUUGUUUUAUUUUUACAAAUAAAUCGUUUCAAUUUUGUUAUUCUUUACCUUUUUCAAAUGAUCAAAUUAUGUCUAUUCUAGAUUCUAAGUUAAUCAACUUUUCUUUAUGGUUCAUCUCUGAUAUAUUUUUCUAGAUUCCAUUUAAAAACUAAUUUUGCUAUAAUUGUUGAUGUUUUAAAAACAGUUAACUGUAUUAUAAAUAAGCCUACAUUGGAAACAUUUUCCAACAUUAGCAAGGAAGAUAUUUACACAAUUUAAAAAAUUUUUUUUUAUUCUUUUGAUUUAUUCAUCUCAGCUGUGUUGCUAUAAACGGGGAAAACCCAAAAACCCAAAUGACUGGAGAGAUGUGGAGCAAACAAUGAGAGAUGCAUCAUAUGUACCCAACUCUGGACAUGUUCUUAUCAAUGAUCCCUGGUCCUGGUAUUAUUUCAAUAACUAUGAGGC